AUGGCCGAAGAUAACAACAACAUGCAGCCGGACGUCCUCAGCGCCCUGGUUGCCGAGAUACGAAGUCUGAGAGAAGAGAGUUCCCGAAGAAACACCCAGUUUGAAGAACGUUUUAUUGCCCUGGAACUCCAACAACACCAGCAAGCCCGUUCGUCUGAACUCCUAGAGCCAACGCCAUCUGUCACCCCGGCUGUCCCCAUUGAGGACACCCGUGUGGUCGCCACUCACAACCCUCACCCAACCAAGCGCCCCAAAUUACGAGACAUACCGAAAUUCGGCGGCGACAAGGCCCAGUGGCGAAGCUGGAAACUAGAAACCGAAGGAAAGCUACGAGUCGACAAAGAAGCCCUUGGAGAUGCAGAAGGCCACUUUAUGUACAUCUUCAUGAGCCUAGAAGGCAAGGCUAAAGACAACGUGACCACAUUUGUGGAGAUGCAAACCGAGAAGAAAACGUUCAAUGUUGCUGAACUACUCAACCGCCUCGAAUUGCUGGAGAUCGCCAACGCCAACGCCGAGUAUUGGCCAGAUGACAGCAAGAUUUCCUACCUCCAGGAGGCCCUAAACGAUAAAAUGAAAGCAGCCCUCAUAGGCUCUGACCCCUCUGCCAUCAGCAGCUAUGUUGGGCUGGCGAGGAGGUGCGAUUCGCUGAGCAGCCAGAUGGAAUUGUUGGGUCAGUGGAAAAGGCCUCGAGGCAACACAAAGAGUUCGGACAACUAUGACAACCACCAGAAUCAUGGAGGCCAGGCUGCCCAGAAACAGUCUGGCCAGAAAACCGAAGUUAGACGAGAGGAUAUGAUGGAAUGGGAACCAACUCUACAAGCAUCCGCGAAAGUGAACGCUACGCGCACCCGCAGUGAUAAGAACACAUAUGGUUACCAAUCCAAGCGACCAGAAGACCAAGCGCUGUUGGGCAAGCGUGCCAAGUGGGUCGACCAGGCCGAGAUGGACGCCCGUUACCACGUCAGGGUGAACGGCACAGACUUCGUGCCAUCUCUUGUCGACUAUGGCUGCCUCUGCUACGGCGCGGUUAGCAAGCGCACAUUUCACUCUCUCCAGUUGCCACAUAUACGCGUUCAGCCGCGUAUCUUGGAGAACGCAGCCGGAGACGGCAAGGAGGUCAAAAUCGACAAGAUCACGUAUGUGUCGAUCGACCUCGAUGGACAUCAGCAGCAUCGUGUUUUCAUGUACGUCAUCGACGAUCUGAACUGGGAUAUGAUCCUGGGUAAACGAUGGAUGGAAGACCAGGAUGUUCACAUCCAUGCGAAGGAAGGAUAUCUCGAGAUCGGGUCCAAUGGAGUUCAACUGCCACCACAGUACCACAAGUGGUCUCGAGCUUUCUCUCAGCAACUGGCCGACCAGCUGCCCCCUCAUCGGCCAGCCCUACCCUGGGGACCGCUUUACAGCAUGUCCCGCGAGGAGCUAUUGGUGCUACGAAAGACCCUCACAGAACUACUCGACAAGGGAUUUAUUAGAGUCAGCAGUUCGCCAGCCGCAGCACCAGUCCUUAUGAGGGACCGCUAUCCCUUGCCUUUACUGAGCGAGACCUUGCGAACGAUAGCCAAGGCAAGGUGGUUCACCAAGGAUUACCUCGAUGAUUUUGUGUCAGCGUAUAUCGACGAUGUCCUGAUCUUCUCCUCUGGAAGCCUGCAAGACCACCGCGACAAAGUCGGCAAGGUCCUCCAACGACUGAUGGACGCUGGGCUGCAACUGGACAUCAACAAGAGCGAAUUCGAAGUCAAGGCUGUGAAAUACCUUGGGUUCAUCAUCGAGGCGGAGUGUGGGAUCCGAGUCGACCCAGAGAAGGUUGAGGCUGUGAAGGGAUGGGCAACUCCGACGAAUAUUAAAUCCGACGUGCCAUUCCGUUGGGAUGGAUUGUGCGAAGAAGCCUUCGAGAAACUCAAGGACCUGUUGAUCACGGCCCCGAUCCUUGCACACUUCCAUCCAGAAAGGGAGACUAUCGUGGAAGCGGACGCUUCAGGAUUCGCGUCGGGAGGCAAACAUUCGGCAGCCGAAGCGAACUACGCUAUCCAUGACAAGGAGCUACUCGCCAUUCUCAGAUGUUUGGAGCAGUGGGAACCAGAGCUACGGGCAGUAGAGCACUUCAAGAUCCUAACGGACCACAAGAACCUGAGAUACUUCUACUCGGAAAGGAGGUUGACAGAGAGACAAGUGCGGUGGUCGGAGUUCCUGUCCAAGUUCCAAUUCAAGCUCGAAUGGAGGCCAGGCCGCAAGGGUGGAUUGCCUGACGCGCUCUCUCGACGGGACCAGGAUAUGCCGAAGGAUCCCAAUAUCGACAUUGUCUACCAACACCGAGGUGCCCAGGAAAUCAACUUCGGAAAAGAGAUUAGGAUAUUUGAAGAUGAGGAGUUACAGCAGCUGUGGCACGCCGCACGCCAAGAAGACAAGCUCUAUCAAGAACUCACGAAACAAUAG
Molecule: messenger RNA, 2433 nt
Organism: Hirsutella rhossiliensis
Lineage: Eukaryota; Fungi; Ascomycota; Sordariomycetes; Hypocreales; Ophiocordycipitaceae
Product: reverse transcriptase (RNA-dependent DNA polymerase) domain-containing protein
Exons: 11
Coding region: 1-2433 (810 amino acids)
Source: RefSeq, a predicted model, not a curated record